AUGAGCUCCGGCGACGAGUCAGCCUGCGAGCUGUCCAGCGACGACGACACGCCGCAACGGUCGCGCGCAUCCUCCCGCCGACAGUCACACACACCGGACACCCCGCGCAAACGCCGCAGGAUCGAGUCGGCCGACCCUUUCCGUGUGCGCAAGUACUAUCUCGAGGGCAAGUACAGCGAUGCCUACCGCGUUCUGUUCAAUGAAGACGUCACCCAAGCGGCUGCUCGCUUUGGGCCAGAGGACGGCGUGCAGCAUUAUACGGCACAGUACGGCGCCUCGACAUGGACUGGUCAGGAGCAGGCGACUCUGUUUGCAGCUCUCGCACGACUUGGCAAAGACGAGGUGGCAGGCAUAGCGCAGGCUGUUGGCACCAAGAGCAUCCCAGAGACGCGCGAGCUGCUGCUCCUGUUGAACGAUGCGGCUGCCAACGAGGGAGACUUGGCCCUGACAUUGCGCCAUGUGCCUGCCGCCAUGGAAGUCGGCCACGAGUGCAAUGAGGAGCUCGAGGUCAUGGCCGGAGCCCUGGCCUGGUAUCAAGAACAGUGGGACGUGGCCGAGGAGCAGAAGCGCUACGGCGACUACUGGCUGGUCACUCCUGCCAUUGCCGACGACAUCGAGACAGCCAUCAAUGGCCCCUCUAGAGCUGCGUCGACUCGCCCAACUACACCCGCUGAGCCUGGCCCUCCCCGCACAGGCCCGGGCAUCGCUGGCUCCUGCGAGCGCUGCAAGCACCAUAAAAUCCGCUGCGACCGAAAGACUCCCUGCACUAGCUGUGCUCGAAUGAAGAAGAAAGUCGUCUGCGAAUACAAGCCGUCCAAGCUAAACCAUCGCUCAGUCGACCUUAUGCCGCAGUCGCCCAAGGUCGAGGAACAGGCACCGCCAGUCAUUGCUUUACAACCGCAAAUACUACAGGAGAUUCCACAAGCCAGCCUGCUCCAUGCCGAGAACAUGCUCUCGCUGUCCAGAGACCUUUUCAUGAACCGCUCGCCUGACAUUCCCUCGCCCUGGCCUCACUGGACAGCAUAUGCUUCUGAACAGGUGCCACAACCCUCGAUGAUGCGCACAGCAUUCAAUGACUUUUACACGCUUGCCGUCUCCGUGACCAAACGCCUAAUGCAAACAGCCAUGGCGCAGGCGACAUCGCGCCUUCGUUCUCAGCGCCGUCGCACUAAGAAAGGGGUCAUGCCGUUUGUAAAGACAAGGGAUGUGCUUUCUGCAAUCGACAUUCUUGGCCUGAAGAGGAACGGACGUUCACGGUGGACAAGAGUCGCGAGACGCUGCAACGUGCGAGUUUUCGACGAGCAGCGGACCACGCGAUUUAAAAUCGAGCAUCGUGAGGUAUCAUGGGACCAGGCAGAGCAAAUCUUGGGACUUUAUGAUGCAGUAUCUGGUCCACCGACCGCUGAUCAAGUCCUCGACCAGCAUGCUGCAGAUCCUGGCUCUCAUGGUGAAGCCGCCUUCGAACGCAGGGCAGCUCGUGCCGGAACGCCUCUGCCAAUGGAGUAUCUGUCUCUCUCAAAAACAGACUCGAAUACUGCGCUUGAGAACACUGCAGAGUCUGCUUCUGUAGUGUCUGACGAUGAAGAGGAAGAGGACUCACAUCACGAAGAACAAGGCACAGAGCGGCCAUCAAGUGCUGAGCCUGAGGAUAUAGUCCAAGACGGUGUGCCUGAGGAACAAACCCUGGAACAGUUCGAUCAAGAGGCCAGUCGACGGGAAGAAGAAGCGCUCUGUAACCGCUUGGAGUUGAUCAUCGAAAUGCAGAGGUCGCCCAUCGUCGACAGAUGUGAAGACGAUCAACAGAAGCUCUUCAACAAAGUCGAUGACUGGCGCAAUUGGACGGAUUAUCACGCAACAUGGGAAGAGCAUGAGACUCCGGUACCAGCGUCAAGAUUCGAUGCUUACCAGAAGCUGCCCACGACGCCAGCUGCUUACCUUCUUGAUGUUGACGCGGAUGUGUUAUCAGAUGCGUCUGCAAACUCCCAGCAGUUUAGAAGAAAGCGGCGCGCUGCAGUCGAACUGCAAGCACAGAACCCUCACAGCUAUGCAGCUAUGCAGAGUGAUGUCUACAGCCUUCACGAAAACGCUUCGAGAUCUGAUGAGUCCGAAUCUGACGAGGAAGCUGAUGCAAAUGUUCCUACUCAGUCAACCGAGGACAGCGGUCUGGCGCAGAGCACCAGCUCACGAGACGCUAUGGAGUGGGAGAGGUAG
This is a messenger RNA of Didymella exigua CBS 183.55, 2211 nucleotides long. RefSeq lists its product as uncharacterized. Lineage: Eukaryota; Fungi; Ascomycota; Dothideomycetes; Pleosporales; Didymellaceae. Gene Ontology annotation, cellular component: RNA polymerase I upstream activating factor complex. Gene Ontology annotation, biological process: transcription initiation at RNA polymerase I promoter; regulation of DNA-templated transcription; nucleolar large rRNA transcription by RNA polymerase I. The record is from RefSeq and is a predicted model, not a curated record. Bases 1 to 2211 code for a protein of 736 amino acids. Gene Ontology annotation, molecular function: rDNA binding; zinc ion binding; RNA polymerase I general transcription initiation factor activity. The transcript has 2 exons.